UGUAUGUAGGUGUAAAUGAAAAAAAAAAAAAAAAAAACAACAACGUUAGAGUUGAGGGCGGGGUAAGAAUGAUGGACGCCGAUCGCGUUCGUCUCCUGGCGCCAUCAGACGGGACAAGCUCAGGACCUGAAGGCUAUUUGUUGUGCUUUGGUGUGUCCCCGAGUCCUCGAGAGUUGGAAGUAAUGAGUGAGCCAUCGUCGAAGCAAUCUUGUUCGUGCCUUGCGCCGUCGACCUGCAGAAGCUGUUCUGCUUAUCCCUCAUGCUUCACUUGUCUUUGUGGUAUUCUCUCCCCAAGCCGAGGCUGCUGCGAAGGUCUUUUGUGUUGUCAUCAUAGAGCGACUGUAGGCCAUUCCAUAACUUCGCCUCAACGGCGGCAUGUCGGUAGUGAUAUCUUCCGGGACGCCCACGGGCAUCAUCGUUAGAGAAAAGAAGGCUACUGCAGAGUAUUUGACAGCAAACGCACAGAGGGAAGGAACCGAGUGGAAGGAAAGUUAGGAAACAAAGGCGCAUGCAGAGGCGGUAGAAACAAGUCUUGCGUUGCGUUACUUGCCAGUGCCGCCGGUGCGUACCUGCGCCGCCUCCCGCAUACCCGCGCAAGAGUCAAAGAGUCUUGAAGUCUUGGUGUCUCGAUGGAGGUAUCACACCAGUGACCACAGACAGUGUGAUUCUUGGUUGGUGAUGAUGAUGGUACCUAGUGUAGGAGAAGUUGAGCGGCUGAUCGGAUUCGGUAGCAGCCGAAACGCAAGACAGCUGGGCGGCCAAAGCUUGAUUGAUUAGCCUUUUGGACCAUCCGACCUUUACGAAUCAGCUGGUGCUCUCGGU
Messenger RNA from Colletotrichum godetiae, 822 nucleotides. RefSeq lists its product as uncharacterized. Lineage: Eukaryota; Fungi; Ascomycota; Sordariomycetes; Glomerellales; Glomerellaceae. The coding region runs from base 69 to 422 and encodes 117 amino acids. The record is from RefSeq and is a predicted model, not a curated record. The transcript has a single exon.